Paralichthys olivaceus (Japanese flounder) is the source of this 2602-nucleotide messenger RNA. RefSeq lists its product as uncharacterized. The record is from RefSeq and is a predicted model, not a curated record. Lineage: Eukaryota; Metazoa; Chordata; Actinopteri; Pleuronectiformes; Paralichthyidae.
GGUAGGUGUCAGUGUCGCGCAGCAAGCCCGUGACGUUUCACUAGAAGUGCGCCAUCCGUAGAAGAGGAGUUAGGAGUUUCCGUUUUUCAGGCCUUCAGUAUUUUGCUGUGGCUAAUGGGCUAGCUACCGCUACUCGAGCUAAACGCCGGCGUUCUGGCCCGAUUCGGAACAUCUCACAAAGCGACCAUGGACAAGCUGUUUGCGGUUUGCUGCGGGGACACACCAGACUAUUGAUUCGGCUCCAAUUUGGUUUCCCUGUGAAAGAAGGGAGCUUCAGAGGACUGCACAUCACCAGUGAACACAUCCAUGCCCAGCCUGGUCAUGGAGAGACAGCGGCAAACAAUGCAAAAUAUCCUGGAGGAUGGAUUAGGCAGGGAUUUGAUGGAUGCCGGCCGGUUUUGCUUCAACUGUGAGCAGAUAUUUUCCGAACGGUUAUCCCUAGAGCAACACAUGUGUCCUGCUUCAACUCACAUCUGCUCCUGUGGAACUGAGUUUACACGCUACGCAGACAUGUUAGACCACAGCACGACACAUGAACCAGGGCACCAAGUCCUUGACCACGAAACGAUAAGAAAGCGCAGAAUUGAGAAGCUCAUAGCAGAGGAGGAGCAGCUGAAAAGAUUACAGACCGGUGACGUUAUCUGGGAGGCACCGAAAUUGAACAGUGUGCCAUCAAAAUCAUUGGCAGUGAAGCCCAUGCCGCAGGUACCCAUUCAAUCAGCUCAUAAGCCACAGGUUCCCAUGCAGUCUGCACAGAUUUCACAAGUGCCUCAGUUGUACCCCUCUGCCUCCCUUCCCCAAAAUUCUGUCAGCUCUGCAGAGGGCGUGAAGAAUGUUUUUGCAGGUACAGGUGCACCAACCGUGGAUCUUUGGACACUUUACCAGCCAGUUGUUUUGCUUAAAACAUCUCGUCAGUUUAACAAGAUAAUGCCAUACGGUUGUGGUAAAUGUGGGCAGUGCUUUUCAUCAAAAACUUCUCUUAUAUCCCACCACAGCUGUCACGUCACAGAUAAGGUUUCAGGCUGUGUAGGAUGCGGGCUGCUGCUCUCGAGCAAAAAAGUGGUGCCUCGCUUCCAUGUCUGUAACUCACCCAACACUGCCACCAAAUUCAGACUCAUUACUGCGAGACCGCUGGGAUUCAAGAUGUCAAUUAAAGCCAGUACAGAGGGUCAGAAACUGAGUGCCCAGGGACCACAGGCUUCUACCUCUUUACAGCUGAAAAAGCAGUAUCCCAGUGUAACCAAUAAAGGCAUCCGGAGACCUUUUGUCACUUCCAACCUGCAAUUAAAACACCAGGAUAUCAGAAAAUACCACAAAAGCGAUCAAGGGCGUCAUGUCACUCCGUCGCUGCAGUCAAGGAUUUGGAGUCCUAGCACAUCCAAACUUUACAACACUGUCUCCCUUCCAUCCAAGAGUCAGAGUCCAAGUCUGAGUGCAUCCAAUAAAAACAGUCACUGGAUUCCUAACUCUAUGCAGUCGAAGAUGCCCACAAACAUUGCUUCAGCUGUAUCGAGCAAACCUACGCAGAUGUCCUCUGCAUCAAAUAUAUUCAAAUGUCGAGUCUGUCAUCUUCUUUUUGAAUCUGCUCAGCUCCUUCAGAGGCACAAGUGUAUCAGAGCACGAGAGUUUAUGGCACAGCAUGGCCCGGGUGGCAGACAGCAAUACAAAAUAAAGACAGUGACACCAGUGACAAGCCCAGUUCCCAUUCAGAUGAAUGGUGAGAGAAGAUUCCAGGUCCCAACUGACGGUAACAUGAAGAGAAACCAAGUUGUGGCUAUUGGUCUGGACAGAGAGCAAGAUGCAGUUCCUGUGAAUAAGAAAACAGGAGUGGUUAUGGAUGAUGAUUGUUAUAUUGUUGAAAGUGGACCAAACAAACCUGCUGAGAUGAUUUACCAAGUAACCUCAUCUGUUCCUAUUAAAACUUGACAAAACUAGAGCGCUACACCCAGUUUGCAUGUUAAUUUUGGACCAAGUGCAGUAACAUUGCAGCCACUACGAUGAGCAGCAUCCACUGGUUUAAGUUGAUCACAAAGGAACACUCCCAAGUACUUUCAAAGAUUUAUAAUUGUAGGAUGCUUAGUGACAAUAGACAUGCAUCUUAAGCUGGAUUUCUCUCCUCAGUACAGAAACAGGAUUAACUACAGACACAAGAGUCUGAAGUUGGUAUCUCUAUGGAAAUUGAAAAUGUACAUCAACAUUGCUCAUUAUUAAAUGUUUGUGCAUGGUUCAUCCUUAUUUGAUGGGAUAACCAGGCACUGCGCUUUGCAAUUUAUGUUUUUGUAUGACCAGGUGUUGUGUUGUGUGACUGGAAACUGACCAUGAUACCUUAUGUGGUCUUGUCAGUUUUGGGAAACUUCGAGAAUACAAUAUAUGUUGUAUUAAACUGUAUUUUUAAAUUCAGCGUGUGUGUGUGUGUUUGGCUAGGAGAAUGCAAAAAUGCCUUAUUAUUUGUGAGAUUAUUCACAUGAUAACUUGACUGAAUGUAUAGUAACUUUAACCCAAGAGCUAUGCAAACACUUACACUGAUAAUAUAUGUAAUACAACAGAAAAGUCCAGUUUAUGAUGCAUGACAAGCACAGUAAAUGUAACACUCAAAAAAUAU